Molecule: messenger RNA, 2499 nt
Organism: Actinia tenebrosa (Australian red waratah sea anemone)
Lineage: Eukaryota; Metazoa; Cnidaria; Anthozoa; Actiniaria; Actiniidae
Product: ceramide kinase
Biological process (GO): phosphorylation; ceramide metabolic process
Molecular function (GO): ceramide kinase activity
Source: RefSeq, a predicted model, not a curated record
AAACUUUCGAUUUGAAAAGAAAAACACUUGUGUCCCCGCGAAGACGAAACGUGCUUCUCCUUGUUCUCCGAUUACUCGGAUUAUUCUAGCAAAGAUCUUUGGAAGAAAAGCAAGAAGGAAAGAAACUAGACGAUGAAGCUAAAAAAAGGGGUGAUUUAUGGUUUGGUUUCGAUCGGGUAGAUGGUUUUUCAGUUUUCAUUCGUAUUUCAGUCUAAUCCCAACCAAGAGACUCUGUAAUCCGUAGAUGUUGAAUUCAACUCGACAUGAAAGAACCAUUAAAGAGCGUCUUCAAGAUAAAAAAGAAACCUUACGAUGUUUAUCUCAGUGAGGACGAGGUGAUAUGGACUCCAACGGUAAAGGAAGAAGCAGCACCAAAGAGAAAGAAUUAUGAACUUGUCACAAGAUCCCUUCCAAUGAGUGACAUUAUUGGGGCUUUGAUAAGAAAGAAGAAAAGCCCCAAGAAAUCCAAUAAGCCAGGAAGACUUAUGGGCCUCACUUUGUUUACAUUCAGUAAAGGAAAGGAUAGAAAACUGAUAGAAUCAAGAUUGUCUUUUGAGAGUAAUGAUCAGGAGCUUUGUCAGUUGUGGAUGACAACAAUAAAUGAAAUUCUGGAAGAGCGCCCUGGAAGACCCCAGAAGCUAAAAGUGUUUAUAAACCCAUACAGCAAAAAGGGCAGAGCUCCUGCUGUAUAUGAUACACUUGUGGCUCCACUGUUCAGAAAAGCUGGCAUUAAGACUGAUGUGAUAAAAACUGAAAAAGCAGGUCAUGCUUGGGAAUUACUUGCAAAAUCACAUCUUGAUGCAUAUGAUGGGGUUGUGUGUGUUGGUGGCGAUGGUAUUGUACAUGAAGUUGUUAAUGGAUUAUUGCAGAAAGCCCACACGGAUGCUGGCUUUGAUGUUGUGAAUGAAGCGCUACCUGAAGAUUAUCAAGCUGUAAAACUUAACAUGAGAAUCGGAAUCAUACCUGCAGGAUCAACAGAUGUGGUUAUAUCAUCAGCACAGGGCACUAAUGAUCCAGUUACGUCAGCUAUCCACAUUAUCUUAGGACACUGCCAACCACUGGAUAUCUGUUCCCUUGAGAACGCCAACCGUCUGUUAAGGUUCUCUUUCUCAUUGGCGUAUGGGUUUCUGGGAGACGUAUUGAAGUCUAGUGAGCAAUCACGAUGGAUGGGUCCCAGUCGAUAUAAAUGGGCCGCUGUAAAAAGAAUGUGUAAACUUAAAACAUACGAUGUCGAGAUUAACUAUUUGUCAAGCACCGAUAAGGAAAACCACCCACGUGACAACCAGCGCUGUAGGAAAGGAUGCGAAGUUUGCGAAAGACCAGAUCCAUCACCUGACGAGGAAACAAAAGAAUGGAAGACAUUCAAAGGGCAAGUAGCAGGGGUCAGUCUUAUCACUCUUCCCAGUCCCUGUGAAAUCUCCCCGGACGGGCCAUCACCGUCCUGUCACCUUGGCGACGGAUACACAGACAUGAUCAUAGUACAGGCCUGCACGAAGGCACAGAUGUAUUCACAUGUACAGAGAAACUUUAAUUCAAAAGACCAGUUUGACUUUGACUUCGUGGAAGUGAAUCGCGUAAAGCAAUGUUACAUCAGGGCUGUUACUGACUACGAACAAAGACACAAAAACGACGGCGAAAGUCAGCGUCUUACUUCUCUUCCAAGAAGCAUCAGUAGAGAUCGUUCUAUUGGGGUGUGGAACGUUGAUGGAGAACUACUUAACGAACCAUCCGUUCUUGUUAGGGUUCAUCGAAAAUUGGUGACAGUCUUUGGACAGGGAAUARAAGACGAUGGUCCCAAGCAAACAUGCUUCAGCUUCAAGUCACGUUAAAAGCACACAGCUUGUUUUCAAGGCCAUUAAAGGCGUAGUUCGAGGUGGUUCAACGGAUCUUUGUGGACAUUUAGUAAAAUUAGAUAUAUAUAUUCUUGAUGAUCGUGUUUUUUAAACAACUAGAGGUUUUGCACGAURGUAGUCAUAUUGCAUGAAAAAGUAAUGCAGUUCCUUGAGACCAAGGAAUUAUAUAAAUUUCGUUCUGCAUUUCAUCCAACAUGGCUGCUGCCACAUGAUCCGCCAUCUUGCAGAGCGUCUGUUCAAUGGAAAUGUAUAUUUUCUCAUGCCUAUAGCGUUCACAAACCACUUUAAAAUACUUGAUAGUAUCUUUGCCUUUAUUCAAAGGUUUUAGGCGCAUUUUAGUGGUGACGUCACAGAAACCACGUGGUUUUAGUGCAAUUAGUAAUAAUAAUCUCUAAUAAUUUUGAAUUGAAUAUGCUAGAAUUUUUAUUUAUAUUAGCUUUUUAUUUAAGAAUUUACCAAAGAAAUUAUUAACAAAGAGUGAUAUAAUCAGAUUAUUAUUAUUUAUGAUAUUGCUGAUUUUCAUGUAUUGAUCAUUUUUCAAAGAGUGAAGUUUUAGCAAAAAGUUAUAAUUACUCGCUAAUGUAUUGACAAAUGCUGAAUUUUUUAUCUAAUUUAUAAUUAAAGGCUAUACUUUGUUGUUACCUUC